Messenger RNA from Plodia interpunctella (Indianmeal moth), 3891 nucleotides. RefSeq lists its product as uncharacterized. The record is from RefSeq and is a predicted model, not a curated record. The coding region runs from base 1 to 3891 and encodes 1296 amino acids. Gene Ontology annotation, biological process: DNA integration. The transcript has a single exon. Gene Ontology annotation, molecular function: nucleic acid binding. Lineage: Eukaryota; Metazoa; Arthropoda; Insecta; Lepidoptera; Pyralidae.
AUGUGUGAUCUGUGUUCACCGGAGUUACCAGAAAAUAAAUCAUAUGAUGAUUUAGUAGCCUUAAUUAAAGAGCAUUUAGAACCCCAAAGAUCAGAAAUUGCGGAACGUCACGUAUUUAGACUACGAAGACAACGAACCGGAGAAUCCAUGAUGGAGUAUUUGCAGGCUUUAAAGCAUCUUGCCGCGACUUGUAAUUUUGGUAAAUGCAAUUCGUGUUCGACGUUAGAGGAAAAUCUGAGGGAUCAGUUUGUGUCUGGAUUGAUCAAUGAUGCCAUGCGAUCCAGAAUUUUUGCGGAAAAGCAUAUCAAGUACAAGGAAGCUGUGGAGCUGGCUUUGGCUCUGGAGGCCGCGGAGAAGCACGCGGAAGUCAGUGGUACCAGGGAGAGUGUAAACCCGGGGUCGAGCAGCGUCGACGCGGGGGAUGGUCUCCAUUAUACUCGCGGGGGACGAGGAAUAGCACGGGGGCAGCGGGGUCGAGGCGCAGGGCGCGGCAGCGGCGUCGUCGGCGCGGGCCCGCAGGCGGCCGGCACGGCGCGCGCGGCGCCGGCGGCCGCGGCUUGCUGGCGUUGCGGCAAGGCGCAUCGUGCAGAUCGGUGUCGUUAUACGCAAUAUAAUUGUGAUGAGUGCAACCAGCGUGGCCAUUUAAAGGUCAUGUGCAAACAAGUGCACGAGUAUAGAUCGCGAGUGAGUGGGUAUAAUUACGUGAGUGAUGACGGUGGAUCGGAUGGCAUGUUCGAUAUCGAGGUGGCGACUCAAGGUAACAAACCGUACUUUAUUAAUGUUAUGAUUGAUGGUAACAAUAUUGAAUGCGAAAUAGACACUGGUAGCAGAAUAUCCGCAAUAAGUGAAAAAAUGUAUAGGAACCUAUUUUCAAAUAAGUCGAUUAUAACAGAUAAUUUGAUUUUACGUGCAUACUCUGGCUCUCAAAUCGAAUCGCUCGGUUAUAUAAAUGUAGACGUCGUCUUAGCUAGUGUUACAGCCACUUUACCAUUGUAUAUUAUUAAAAACGGCGCUCGGCCCCUUUUAGGACGCGAUUGGUUACGGGAGUUACAAAUUAACAAUAUACAAUUGCAUGAAAUAAUCGAGGAUCGUCUUGUGAGUCAGUUAGCUGCAGAGUUUCCACAAGUGUUUACGGACAAGCUGGGUACGUGUAAGCGUGCUAUUCAAUUGCAGCUCUCAGAUAGCACGCCGGUGUAUGUGCGCGCGCGGCCUGUGCCGCUGGCGCUGCGCGGCCGCGUCGAGCUCGAGCUCGCAAGGCUCGAAGCAGAUGGCACUAUUUAUCGCGUAGAUUAUUCAGAGUAUGGCACACCGAUCGUUCCAGUAGUGAAACAGAACGGUGAGAUAAGAAUUUGCGGCGAUUAUAAAAUAACGAUUAAUCCCAAAUUGAAAAGAGAACAUUAUCCAUUGCCUCGUAUCGAGGAGUUGUUUGCGAACCUCAGUGGAGGGGAUAGGUAUUCGAAAAUAGACCUUAGGCAUGCUUAUGAACAAUGUUUACUUUCUAAAGAUUCCCAGGCUUAUACAGCAAUCACGACGCAUGUUGGAACUUUCGCAUAUCGUCGUACGCCCUAUGGUCUUUCCUGUAUACCGGAAAAAUUUCAAAAAUUAAUGGAGGAAACGUUACGGGGAGUGCCAAGCUGUGUCGUUUUUUUGGACGAUAUCUGUAUAACCGGGAGAAAUUAUAAGGAUCAUAUGGCGAAUCUGAGAGCGGCAUUUGAACGGCUACAAAAGAUGGGUCUAACUAUUAAGUUAUCUAAAUGUACAUUUAUGGCAGAACAAGUGAAGUAUCUUGGCUUUAUUAUAAACAAGGAGGGCUUACGUCCUGAUCCAGAAAAAUUAAAGGCUAUUUCGGGGGCACCAACUCCAGAAAAUGUUACACAACUUAAAAGUUUCCUUGGCAUGCUCAAUUAUUAUGGAAAAUUUGUUCCUAACUUAAGUGAUUUACUGCAUCCGUUAUAUUGUUUAUUGAAGAAGGGUAUUCGUUGGGAUUGGACAACGGAUUGUGACAGAUCGUUUGACUCUGCAAAACGCGCCCUCCUGAGCGAGCGCGUGUUGGCGCACUAUGAGGAGGGGCGGCCGCUCGUUCUAGCGGUGGACAGCAGUGCGUACGGGCUGGGCGCAGUACUCGCGCACCGCUACGCGGACGGCAGCGAGCGGCCAGUCAGCUGUGUCUCGCGCACGCUCAACGCUGCCGAGCGAAACUAUAGCCAACUCGAUAAGGAGGCUCUCGCAAUAUUUUUUGGUAUCACAAAGCACCAUCAGUUUUUAUUUGGUAGGCGUUUUGUACUGCGUACGGAUCAUCAACCGCUAACUUAUAUUUUCGGAGUUAAGGGUGGAAUUCCUCAAACUGCAGCGAGUAGAUUACAAAGAUGGGCCGCACAGUUGGCUGCAUAUGAUUUUAGUGUUGAAUUUGUGCGUUCGGCGGACAACGGGCCCGCCGACGCCUUGUCGCGCUUGCCGCUAGCUCAGGAGGUGCUUUUGAAAGAUGCGAUCAACUACAUGAAUUUAAUUGAAGAAUGUUUACCUGUAAAUUUUAAAGAAAUUGCUACAGCGACUGAGCGUGAUACAUUGUUAUGUAAAAUCAAAGGAUACAUACAAUUUGGUUGGCCGUCGGGUACGAGGUCGGACGAUGAAAAACCGUUUUUUGUGAGAAAAUUGGACCUAGUCACAGAAUUAGGGUGUAUAAUUUAUAAAUAUAGGGUUGUAAUUCCCGCAAGUCUCAGAAAACGAGUUCUAGAAGAAAUUCAUGAAGGUCAUUUGGGGGUUAAUAAAAUGAAAGUUCUAUCUCGUGGUUACAUUUAUUGGCCGAGUCUUGAUCGAGACUUAGAAGAAUUAUGCCGUACUUGUGACGCUUGCAGGGUGGUACGUGACGCACCACCGCACUCUCCACUACAUCCGUGGGAGUUUCCACAAAAUCCGUGGUAUCGGUUGCAUGCAGACUUCGCGGAUUGUGGUGGUAAACGCUAUUUGAUCAUAGUGGAUGCCUACUCUAAAUGGAUUGAAGCAAUACCAAUGCAAAAUACUGACUCUAAGAGUACCAUAUCUGUUUUUAGAAAUAUCUUUGCUCGAUUCGGUUUGCCGUCCCAACUCGUAACCGAUAAUGGCCCUCCGUUCUUUUCAUAUGAUUUUAAAAGCUACUGUCAAAGUAAUUGUAUUAAGCAUGUAACUUCAGCACCAUACAGACCACAGGGCAAUGGUGCUGCGGAAAAUGCCGUUAAGACAAUUAAAAAGGCUAUCAAACGGGCUUUGCAUGAGAACGAAGACGUAUAUACUGCGUUGAGCAGAUUUUUGUUUCAAUAUAGAAAUUGUGAACAUAGCACAACCGGUGUGUCACCCGCAGUAGCUUUGAUAGGAAGGCGUUUGCGUGGUCGGUUGGACGCACUACGGCCCUGCGUGGCGGACAUAGUGCGUAACAACCAGGAGCGUCAAGAACGCGCAGCUAGGGGUACGCCGCGUGGCUUCGCUAUCGGUGACCGUGUUUUAGCUCGCGAUUACACCGCUCGGGGGGAAAAGUGGUCUGAGGGUACUGUAGUUAAACAAACUGGGCCAUUAUCUUAUAAGGUUGAUUUAGGACAGGAGAUCUGCUGGCGAAGACACGCGGACCAGUUGAUUAAGAGAAGUGAUAGGUUUUCACUCUCUCGUACGAGUAUAGUACCCGAUAGCAAUGAAACUGUUGAUACACCUAAGACAACUAGUGUAACUGGUGGCGUUGGAGAUGUUUUUGAGGAUGCAUGCGAUGGCCCUCAUCAGGAAAUAGUUUCAAGUGAAACGGACAAAAAUGCACCCGCUAAGGUCGAGACGAUUGCAUCUCCGAAAUCUCUGCCACCACCAGAUAUGUCUGCCCGAGAUUUACGAGCUUACAACCGAAAUUUAAAAAGAGAUGUUGAAAUGUGA